Molecule: messenger RNA, 1524 nt
Organism: Mytilus trossulus (common blue mussel)
Lineage: Eukaryota; Metazoa; Mollusca; Bivalvia; Mytilida; Mytilidae
Product: cobalamin binding intrinsic factor-like
Exons: 11
Coding region: 123-1400 (425 amino acids)
Biological process (GO): cobalamin transport
Molecular function (GO): cobalamin binding
Source: RefSeq, a predicted model, not a curated record
AUAACAAGGUUAAACAUAAACUUAAAAGAUAAACAGGAUGUUAUGUACAUAUAACAUAUCUAUACUUAUCUACUUAUUGUUUUUAAGAAGACACAUAGUAACUGUUUCCUUGCAUAUACAUCAUGAUGUUGUUCACAAAGCUUCUGGGUUUAAUAAUCUUAGCAGCUGAUGUUUUGGGAGACGUUCAUCCUGUGAUCAGGGAUCGCAGACAAGUUGAUAGCUGCAGCGAAAUGCCAACUUUUGGAGAAAGACGACGCUGUGCGGUUAAAGACGGCGUUAACCAAUUGUUAAAGAAAAGAGAUGAAGAUUGGUCCUGGGGAGAACUUGUACAAGCCGAGGCAAUAAUUGCACUUCACUUAGCAAAGUACAGAGUAUUCAAGAAGACAAAGGCAUUUUUAUACAUCAGUGUAAAACAGAUGAAUAUAGAUCUGUUAUCCGCUUUAUCCAAAGACAAUUCUUUGGCCAGUAAGGUGUGGGGACGUGGCAAGCUUGCAUAUUAUGUAUUAGGAAUGAAAGCGACUUGUCAGGACCCAAGAGAUUUUUAUGGCCAUGACCUGAUAGACAAACUCAAAAGCCAUUUAACAGUGUCAUCCAGUUACCUUGAAAGUAAUAAAUUUGCCUAUUCGUUGAUUCUUAUAGCUUUGUGUAAAGCUGGGGAGUCUAUAGAUACUCAAAACUUAGACGCCAUAUCAACAACCCCAGGAUAUUACACAUUUGGUGUUGAUGAAGCCUCUUUGGUAUACAUGGCCUAUCAUUGUGUUGGUAAUCCAUCAUACAAGAAUGCAGAAAACGCAGCGUUCAAUUUUAUUCUCCAAGCCAAGAAUGAAAAUGGAACCUUUGGAAAUGAGUACUCAACUGCUCUAGCUGUGCAGGCAAUAUUUGCAAGUGGAAAUAGGACAUUAAGACGACAGGCUAAGACUGGAAUAGAGUAUAUGAUUGAUUCAAUAGAAGGGAGCAAGGGUCCAUUUACGUCUCUACUGCUAUCAGUGUUACCAGCGAUAGCAAGAAAAUCUCUUCUAGAUAUUGGAUUAUGGCAAUGUCCAUCAACAGGACAAGGCACUACAACUCCUUCGACGCCAACCUUUCUUAUUGGAAUAACUGUAUUCAAUAACAUAACCGCCAAUGACUACGAUCAAACUUGGUCAGCUCCUCUACAACAAGGACAAACUUUGUUUGAUGCUCUUGUUAAUCUUAACAAUACAGAUAUGACAUUUAGUUUCAAAAGCAAAACUACAACAUGGGGUCAAUAUAUCACUACUAUCAACCUAAUGACAGCGUCAACUGACAACAGACAGUACUGGCAAAUAUUAGGAACAGACGGUAAUCCGUUGCAGUAUGGAGCAAGUCAAACAUUUCCAAGCCAGGGUGAUAGAUACACCUUCAAAUUUACCAUAUGGUGAAAAAAAUGUGACAGAAUUGCUUUCCAUGCAUUUUCUGGCACAACUGUUUAAGAAGGUGUUGUCAAAUAUGAAGGUCUAUAUUUGGAUGUUUAUUUACCAUCCUAAUAAAUAAUGCAACACUUAA